CGCGCAGGCCCAUCCCCGAGCGACCGCGGGAAAACUCCAAAUACGUCAAAACAAUAAAGCCAUCGGGAGGCUACGCCAAGUUUUCAAGCCACAAAAGCCGGGCGGUAGCUUCUUUUCCGCCGCGGCUAACUCUGCUGAGGCAGCUCUGGGUGAGGACCACCCGGGGAGGCUUCCUGCUGGGGCAGGGAAGACUCGCGAGAACGCGCUCCCGAAGGCCUUGGGGUCUGAGGCGGGAAGGCUGCUGUGAAGGGACACUGCUGUUCUCAGAGAUGGCUCAGGACUCUGAAGACCUUGUCUCUGACUAUCAAUUUUGGCUGCAGAAGCUUUCUGUAUGGGAACAGGCCUCCUCCAAAGAAACCCAGCAGGAUACCUGUCUCUACCUGUCCCGGUUCCAGGAGUUCCUGAGGCGGAUGUAUGAAAUCUUGAAGGAGAUGGAUUCUGAUGCAAUUCUGGAAAGGUUCCCCACAGUUGGUCAACUGUUGGCAAAAACUUGCUGGAAUCCUCUCAUCUUAGCACAUGAUGAAAGCCAAAAAAUUCUAAUAUGGUGCUUAUGUUGUCUGAUGAACAAAGUACCACGGACCCCUGGAGAGUCAGAACUUAACUCAUGGAUCCGGGGUUUGUUAUCUUAUGUCCUUUCUGCAUUCAGAUUCGACAUGAAAGAAGUUGGUCUUUUUACCAAAAGUCUUGGAUUUGAACCCAUUGAUUACUAUCCUAGUUUACUUAAAAAUAUGGUUUUGUCAUUAGUGUCUGAGCUCAGAGAGAGUCAUCUUAAUGGAUUGAACACUCAAAGUCGGAUGGCUCCCGAGCACAUAAUGUCCCUGUCACAAGUGUGUGUCCCUCUUGUUACUCUGCCUGAUUUUGAACCCCUGGUAGAGGCUCUACUCACCUACCAUGGACAUGAACCUCAGGAAGUCCUCUCGCCUGAGUUCUUCGAAGCUGCAAAUGAGGCCUUCUUGUCGAAAAAAAUUAUUCUUUCCACGUCCUCUGUGGUCAGCCUCUGGUUUCGGCAUUUCCCCAGUCUCGAAAAAGCAACACUACAUCUUUUUGAAAAGCUGUUCUCCAGCAAGAGAAAUUGCCUGAGAGGGAUGGAGUGCUGUAUAAAAGAGUCAUUACUGCCUCAAGCAGCCUGCCACCCUGCCAUCUUCAGAAUUGUUGAUGAAAUGUUCAGGUCUGUGCUGCUGGAGACUGAUGGAGCCCCAGAAGUUCUAGCUGCUCUGCAGGUAUUCACAUUGUGCUUGGCAGAAGCUCUGGAAAAAGAAAACAAGCAGCUGAAGUUUGCCCUCAAGACCUACUUUCCUUACGGUGCUCCAUCUCUUACUGCAGCGCUGUCCCAGCACCCUGAAGCUAUCCCACAGGGACAUCGGCUCCAGCCUCUGCUGCACAUUUCCCAACUCCUCAGAGAAGCAAUUGAAGACAGUACUCAUGGGUCCCAGCGAGGUCCCUUUGAGAGCUGGUUUUUGUUUGUUCACUUUGGAGGAUGGGUUGAUCUGGCCAUGGAACAGUUGCUGAGGAAGGAAGCUGAGCCCCCUGCAGGCCUGCUGUGGCUCUUGGUCUUCUAUUACAGUCCACAGGAUGGGAGUCAGCAGAGAGAGCGGAGCAUGGUGGCGCUAAAGGAAUUGCUCAACCGUCUCCUGAUGCUGCUCGGAAGUGGCCCCCUCUCAGCUGUCGAUCUGCAGGAAGCAGCUGAGAGUCCCAGUCCACCGAUCUGUGCACAGCUCGUCAGAUGCCUUCUUCUCAGCCUUUUGCUAUGGACCCCAGAAGGCCAUGCCAGUGCCCGGGAAGCCAUCACCCGUAUGGUGCACACGGAUGCUGCAGCCCAUGAGAUUGUUGGCUUUCUUGACCAGACCUUGUUCAGAUCCGAUCAUCUUUGUGAUGAAGCCUCAAGAAAACUGGCCAGAGAGCUCCUUCAGGAGCUGCAAGCUCAGGUCUAGCAGGCAGCACAGAAUGUGUGGACUUUGCAUGGGCAUCUGUCUGGUGAAGCUCCGACCCUGGAGGCCCUGUCUGACUUGAGCACACCUGUGUCUAUGCAUGCUGUGCAGCCUGGCCGAGGGGAUCCAUGAGAGUUAUGAAGGGAAAGGUCCAUACCACCCAGAGCGUUCCAGUCUUACAUGAUGAGAGCCAUCCAUCCGUGCCUGGUUUACUGACUCCUUUAUCCAACCAAGCUGAUAAAGGUGCCAGUGAUGGUGGAGGGAUGCUCAGCAGCAGGAGAGGUGAGCCCUGCAGCACACAGGUGAGCACCUCCCUUAGUAGGGACUAUUGCCCAGCAAGGCCUUUGUUACUCAGUGCAGAAACGCUGUAAGGCACCCACUGAGGUGGCGGGACAGAGGUGGCCAGAAAAGGGUCAUUACUUCCUCCUCCAGCAAACGCCCAAAAAAAUCUGCUUCUUGGGUGACCCAUGUAGAGUAAACAGGAUUUGGGAACUGAAAACUAGCCUGUCCUCCUCUACUCGCUGUGGAUGGGGAUGCUGAGCACGUCUGUAAGCUGUCUAGUGAGACUGUAUACAAGUAAGCAGUGUGUGAGCAGAGAAAGCCACCAAGCUGUGAUCCUCCUGUAGAUUUGCUACGAGAACCCUCUUCCCAAGUGCAGGUCAGCUUCAACUCUCAGAACAUAGGAGUACACUCAUAGGACGCCAUUUGAUUGCUACAUUUACAGGGUCACUUAGAAGCACGGUGGGAAAGUUGUGAAGGGCCCUGGCUUUUCCCUUGCAUUUACUCAUUCAGGCUCUCAAGCAGCAGCCAGGGCAACACUGACCAGCCUGUGCUUGCUGGAUCCCUGGUGAUGGGUCCACGGGAAGAUGGGGCUGGACUUUUUAGCUUUUUCACUCUAAAUAAAAAGAACUUAAUUUUUUAUUUAAUUAUCCCCCCCCCCCAUAAAAAAAAAAAAAGAAAGAAAGCUUCCCCUCCUACCUGUGGAAGCUUCAGGUCCCACAAAACUUGGCUUGGAAAAGACCAUUUCUGACUUACCUCUGGACAAGCUGGGGUUCUGUCACCAAAGAAGGGAGAAUGUCCAGAGGACAGGUAGAUAGGAGCACUCAGUUGUUUCCUGUAAGCUAAACUUAAUUAUGACCGCACUUCUCUCUGACAAAGUAGCUGAGGUACUUUCCAUUCUGAAUGGGAAGAACAGCGUACACACUGCCAUUCUUUCUCCCUGUGUGUUCACACAUUUGUGUCCCGCAGCAGUCAGGAAGAGAAGAGAUUAUGUGUACUCUGCUUCCCUAGGACCCAGCCCACUCAGUAUGCAGAUGCUGAGUGGUUGGCAAGGACCCUUCUUGGCCAAGGAGCCCAGAACUGCAGUUGGAGAAAGAUGAGAGAUGAGUGUCCCUUCCUCUCUCUCUCUCCCCCUCUCUUUCCAUCCAGAAUAUGGUCCUGCUCCUAGCUGGAUACUGGAUUUGAACACGAAGUCUUUUUAUCACAAAGCCAUUUCACAAACCCCAAUCCAAAAUUAAGCAAAAUAAACUCCUUACAGAAACCAGACUCACAUUUAUUCCAGGCCAUGUGCCAACUUUCGAGUGCACAGGUCCUAGAAACAGCAUGGUUAAGGAGUUACUACUCCAUCCAGAAUCCAGCUGUAGCUACUUAACUGGAAGAACGUAAGAUGGACAGUCAGGUGGGCUCUAUACACCUGUGUCUCCGGCCGAUGACUGGUGAUUAGAUGUGCUGCAUACAAAUAACAGUGCCACUUGGUUUUACAAAGGAAGAGGGCUGGGGAGACGACAGUUGAGCAGGUAGAGGUGCUGCAGGCCUGGCCACUGGAGUACCGCCCCAGAGCCCACAUAAAGGUAGAAGAGACCCAGACCACUUUGUUGUCCUCUGAUCUCACGUUUACACCAUGUUCAUGCCCAACAUUAUGCAUAAUAGUUAUACAUACAAAUUUUUAAUUUAAAAAUAAAUUCAAAAUAAAUUCUUACAGGCUACAACAUGGAAGCUGCUAUGCUAAGCUAGACCAGCCAGCCAGAUGCAAAAGAACAUUGUAAAAUGCACAUACGAUCCUUAGAACAGAAAGAUUCAUGACAGCCUGGUGAUUCCAUGGGAGAGCAGGGAUGGGGUUAGUGUCCGAUGGGUACAAAGGAGUCUGUCGGGGAAGAGAAAGUUCAGAAUACAGAUGGCGGCAGUCACACAGCGAUGAGAUAGCACUGACGUUUGCUCUCAAGACACCAAGGCAGUGAAUUCUCUGCUGUGAAUAUUUUGCCACAAUAAAACCACUAAAAUCUAAA
This is a messenger RNA of Meriones unguiculatus (Mongolian gerbil), 4213 nucleotides long. It is a transcript of the gene Fancc, whose product is annotated as FA complementation group C. Gene Ontology annotation, cellular component: Fanconi anaemia nuclear complex. Gene Ontology annotation, biological process: interstrand cross-link repair; nucleotide-excision repair; cellular response to oxidative stress. The transcript has 15 exons. Bases 270 to 1931 code for a protein of 553 amino acids. The record is from RefSeq and is a predicted model, not a curated record. Lineage: Eukaryota; Metazoa; Chordata; Mammalia; Rodentia; Muridae.